AUGGAGAAACUUCUCAAUACUGAAUGGCCCGAUCAUGAUAUUAAAGCGAACGUUUUUGGCUCUUCUGUAAAUGAUCUUGGUGGUAUGCAGCAUAUAGUAUGUGUUCCCCGAGCUAAAGUACCAAUCGUUCGCCUAUUCGACCCCGAAUUACAACUUUCAUGCGAUAUCAAUGUCAAUAAUACUUUAGCACUUCAAAAUACCAAAAUGAUCAAAACGUAUGUUGCGCUUGAUCCGCGUGUUAGACCGUUGAUCAUGACAAUUAAGCAUUGGACUAAAAAAAGAUUACUAAACGACGCAGCAAAUGGCGGGACGUUGUCAUCUUACACAUGGACGUGUUUGGUCAUCAACUUUCUGCAGCAACGUCAACCACCAAUUCUUCCUGUCUUGCAUAUGAUUGAGAACGAGUGCAAAAGUGAGGAUUAUUUCUACGACAAUAUUGAGAAAUUGAAAGGAUUUGGAUCGAGUAAUCACGAAAGUUUAGGCGGAUUGCUAUUUGCUUUCUUUCGUCGUUAUGCUGUUGAGUUUAACUAUGACAAUCAGGUCGUUUCAGUACGUCAAGGGCGAUACAUGACGAAAAAAGAGAAAGGGUGGGACACUGGUAGAAAUAAAGUUAGUUUAUGUGUGGAGGAGCCCUUCAACAUUAGCAGAAAUCUCGGAAAUUCUGCCGAUAUUGCUUCAGUACAUGGAAUUCGAUGCGAGUUUCAAAGGUGCUUGGAUCAACUGUUAGCAGGGGAGAACUUAAAUACGAUCUGUACACCAUACCAUCCUCCUACAUUUUUGAGAAACAGUAGCAAAAACGAUACACACCCAUCCAAUGCAAACAUUAAUAAUGAUUUACUUUCUCUCACUCUACCUACCGGCUCUCAUAAUUCGGCAUUCCUCCUCCCAACAAAUGUUUGCAUCAAUCCUAUGUCACCGUAUACUACGUCGCAUCCAUAUGAUAGGCGAAGGAGCAUGGUAGAUGGCGUGUAUAACUACCGUCCUUCGUCACCCUCAUCAGAGUAUAACAAUUACUAUCCAUAUACACACCGUCUACUACCGUCUUUUAAACCUCAUCGACGAGUACCGCCCAUCUUCAAUCCCGGUUUUAGCUCACCACAAGCUAUUGACACUAUACUAAGAAUUCGAAAUACAAGGCAUGGAAGUCACCCUUUGUCUCCUGUGCCGCCAUCUCUAAUUACAAUGGUUAAUGCUGGGCCGGCUCACCUUCCUGAUCAAUCUGUAGAUAAAAUUUUUGCACGUUACCAAAAAAAACACCAAAAACCCUCACAUCAAACCUAUACUAAUUCAAAUGAGGUUUCACAGCCGAUGAAGAGAAACAAUAUGACAAACGAUAGACGAAAAGGCGAUAUAGCAGGAAAAGGUGGACCAACACCAACACACUGUCAUCAUGAUUUCAAAAACUCAAGGCGACGUUCCAAUGAUGAGAUCAACUGGCCAGCAAUAUCAGGCAGUAAUAGUAACCUAACCAAGAGCAUGACCUUCCCUGAAAGUCCAGAUAACGAUACGCAAGAUCAUUUAUUCGAAGCCACGACCAAUACUAACUUUGAUGCUAAUACUGAUGCAGUAGCUUUUCUACCACAGCUGCCGCAGUAUCAGCGAACCAGACGAUGGUCUACUGUAAAAAAGAUGCCAACACGACAACCGCCGAAUUCUUCUACUGUAAAUAUGAAUGAUAAUAAUAAAAACGAUAAACUGGUACAGGAACCGAAAAAACUCACAUUGGCGGAAAUUGUAAAGAGUAAUACACCAUCUACACCUGUCAAACCACGAGUGCAAUUACCAAGUUCACUUAAACCAAGUCCAAGUACAAGUACAUCAAGUAGUAAAAGUACGAAUAGCAGUAGUAGAAACCAUAGUAAAAAGUCAAGGAAUAACAAUAAUAACUCAAGCAACGGCAAUAGACAUAGAAAGAAAAAAUCAUAG
Mycotypha africana is the source of this 1926-nucleotide messenger RNA. RefSeq lists its product as uncharacterized. The transcript has 6 exons. NCBI's taxonomy places the organism in Eukaryota, Fungi, Mucoromycota, Mucoromycetes, Mucorales, Mycotyphaceae. Bases 1 to 1926 code for a protein of 641 amino acids. The record is from RefSeq and is a predicted model, not a curated record. Gene Ontology annotation, molecular function: nucleotidyltransferase activity. Gene Ontology annotation, biological process: RNA 3'-end processing.